Messenger RNA from Oryctolagus cuniculus (rabbit), 3634 nucleotides. RefSeq names its product phospholipase A2 group XV (gene PLA2G15). Lineage: Eukaryota; Metazoa; Chordata; Mammalia; Lagomorpha; Leporidae. The record is from RefSeq and is a predicted model, not a curated record. Gene Ontology annotation, biological process: lipid metabolic process.
GACCUGUGGAAGUCACCAGGAGGCAGUCAAGGGGCUGUGGGGGUCACGGCGGCCGGUGUGGGGUUGAUGGAAGUCACCAAGGGCCAACGAGGGUGGUGCGAAUUACAAGGUCUACCCCGGAGGCCCGUGAGGGAGAUCACCAUCACGGGUGCACCAUCAGGGGUUCUUAGAGCUGGGGGGGUGUCACCAGAGAUCCCAGGGGAGGACCUGUCCACACAGGUGCCAGGCUGGACCUUACUCCAGCUUCUCCGGGAAGCACCGGCGGUGCCAAAGCGCGGUCACCGCGGGCCCGAGCCGCACAGGCCUUGGUGCUGGGAGAGGAGGACCCCUCUCCCCUAAACUCCCGAGAGCUGCACCCUAGUCGUGGCUGAGCCAGACAGUCCGGGUUGAGCCUCGCCCUGUUCCACGUUGGGGUGCUCAAUUUUGUCGCUCUUCCCGACGACAGACCUGUUGCCUGGAGAUUGCUAAGUGCGCGCUCGCGAGCUGCUGAUCCUCUGCUCCGGAUCUCUCCGUCCGGAGCCAUCAGCCCCAUCGGGAACAGCCCCGCGCUGAGGACUCGCGGUGUCCCUUCGCCCCUGGAAGCGUGGUCGUAUACUUUCCCAAACUCUCCCACUGGGGUCCCACCUGGCGGAAGCGGCGACACGGGGUUGCUAAGCCCGACAAGAGACUUAGGCGGGAGCCGCAACUCGCGCUUUCGGGGGACCCGGGCGCCGUGUCCUGGACAACGUGGGCACGUGGACAAUGGAGAGAGCGGGAGACCCGGGCGCAUCCCCAGCUCUUGCCCGGGGUGGAGGGAGCAUCUCCCGGGUCUUGCCAAACUAGCUCGUCCUCACUUUGACGGACUCGGAGACCUGGAGAGCAAGGGAGGGACUGGAGGACACUGGCGCGCCCCGGGGCCUGGCACUGAAUGAAUGCUUGCCUUGGCGCUCGCUUCUACCUUCGGGUACUCCAGCGACGAAAAGAUCCCGCGGGGGAGGAGGAUUCGACGCUGGGGGCGGCCACCGCAAGGAACCACGCUCGCCAGGCCAGACCUACACCCUCUCUCCCUGUCUCCUUGGCCCACCCGAGCAGAAAGCGCGCUGGGCUGCCCCUGGUUCCUGUUUCGCGCCUUUGCCGAAUCGCCGCUGAUGCCCACCAGAGGGCGCGCCAACACCGUUGCCUGCACUGGAUGGAGUCGCUCCGCAUCGGAGAGCGCCGGUCUCCGUAUCGUCUCAGCCAGGACUCUCAAAGUCUGGGAGGAACCGGGAAUCGGAGUGCCUGGUGAUUUGGGCAACCAGCUGGAGGCAAAGCUGGACAAGCCGAAGGUUGUGCAUUACCUGUGCUCCAAGAGGACGGACAGCUACUUCACACUCUGGCUGAACCUGGAACUGCUGCUGCCCGUCAUCAUUGACUGCUGGAUCGACAAUAUCAGGCUAAUUUACAACAACACAUCCCGGGCCACCCAGUUUCCUGAUGGCGUGGAUGUGCGUGUCCCUGGCUUUGGGAAGACCUUCUCAUUGGAGUUCUUGGAUCCCAGCAAGAGCAGCGUGGGUUCCUAUUUCCACACCAUGGUGGAGAGCCUUGUGGACUGGGGCUACACGCGGGGUGAGGACGUCCGAGGGGCCCCCUAUGACUGGCGCCGAGCCCCAAAUGAAAACGGGCCCUACUUCCUGGCCCUCCGAGAGAUGAUCGAGGAGAUGCACCAGCUGUAUGGGGGCCCUGUGGUGCUGGUUGCCCAUAGCAUGGGCAACAUGUACACGCUCUACUUUCUGCAGCGGCAACCGCAGGCCUGGAAGGACAAGUACAUCCGUGCCUUUGUGUCACUAGGCGCGCCCUGGGGGGGCGUGGCCAAGACCCUACGCGUCCUGGCCUCAGGAGACAACAACCGCAUCCCAGUCAUUGGGCCCCUGAAGAUCCGGGAGCAGCAGCGGUCUGCUGUCUCCACCAGCUGGCUGCUGCCCUACAACUAUACCUGGUCACCAAAAAAAGUGUUUGUGCACACACCAACAACCAACUACACAUUGCAGGACUAUCGUCGCUUCUUCCAGGACAUUGGCUUUGAAGAUGGCUGGCUCAUGCGGCAGGACACAGAGGGGCUGGUCGCCAUGGUGCCUCCUGGAGUGCCACUGCACUGCCUCUAUGGCACCGGUGUGCCCACGCCAGACUCCUUCUACUACGAGAGCUUCCCUGACCGUGACCCUAAAAUCUGCUUUGGCGAUGGCGAUGGCACUGUGAACUUGGAAAGUGCCCUGCAGUGCCUGACCUGGCUCGGCUCCCAGGAGCACCAAGUGUCUUUGCAGGAGCUGCCAGGCAGUGAGCACAUCGAGAUGCUGGCCAAUGCCACCACCCUGGCCUACCUGAAACGUGUUCUCCUUGGGCCUUGAUUGCUGUGCCAGGCAGGGACUCUGGAUGGCUUGGCCACGAGGCUUCUCUUGGCCUCUGGGGCUGUCAUGGCCAAAGUUUGUGACUGAUCAUGUGAGACUCUGGGUCUCAGGCUGUGAAACACCUGCCGUGGGGACGUGCUGUUUCUUAUCUUUCCUCUGUGGCAGUGAAGAAGGAAGAAGGAAGUGUGGACGUGAGGGACCACGGACGGGAAGAUUGCUGCUGAUGGAACUGUGACCUCAGGACUGGCCCAGCGGGGUGGAUUGGCUGGCAGCUGGCCCCAAUCCCCAGCCCCAGGGCCACACGUUGCUCCUACCCCUGUGGCCUUUUCACACUUGCCCACUGGGCCCUGGCCCCUCAGGCGACCCCUCCCGUGUGGUAGCCACAGGUUGGUCUGCCACUGGCCAUGGGUGGCUGGAGCUGCUGGCUUCCCUGUGGCCUGGCUGGUAGUCCUCCUAACCAUGGCUUUCUGGCGACAGCCUAAAGCCCCCUGCAGGCAGGGGCAGUUUGUGUUCUCCACAGUCCUGGGGCAGUCACUCUAUUCCUCCUACCUCCCUCAUGUCGAAGAGUAGCCUAGCCGUGGAUUGGGCAGCAGAGGGGCCUCCAGUUCUCCAGGCUGCAUCAUGGGAACUGUGCUCCUGGUUAUAUGUUGGCCGCAGUAUUGAAGCUGGCUCCCUUCACCUGGGACUGUAGUUCAAGGAUGAGAGCAGGGUCCAGUGCCAUGGCCAUCCAGGUCCUGAUGGAGAAAGGGAGUUCAAGGAAGCAUCCAAGGCUGUGAAGAGCUGCCCUCUUGCUAACCCCACCACCACAUUGCUGCUCUGCCCAGGGUUUCUCUAGCACCCAGCGGGGCUGGCACAGGGCUGAGAGGUGGUGAGGCACCUGCUCCCACCAGGCGGUGGGGUGGUAUUUUGUCUGCAGGGACCAGCCCAGGGUCCCCUGAGAGAGCAGGGGUUUUCUGUUUGCUCCAGGGAUGCUGCACAGCUCUCUCUGUGAUAGCUGGGAUGGAGAACAUGGCGCUGCCUGUGGGUCGUGGGCUCCUGGUGGCAGCUGGCCAGGAUUUGGGUCAAUCCUACACGUCAGGUUCCCAAAGCCACAUUCAGGCUAGACUGUGCUGUUCUCCCACAAGAUUGCUGUGGAGCUGGAUUUUCCCUGUUGCCUACACACCCAACAUCUGUCCCCCCCCCCUUUAUUCCUGAGUGGGGGCCCCCCAUGGGGCUCUAAGUAGGCUGUACCUUGAUUCUGGCAAUAAAAGUAUUCUGGAUGCUGUAAGGUA